Messenger RNA from Podarcis lilfordi (Lilford's wall lizard), 5198 nucleotides. The record is from the annotation of a GenBank genome assembly. NCBI's taxonomy places the organism in Eukaryota, Metazoa, Chordata, Lepidosauria, Squamata, Lacertidae.
AGAAGCCAAUUUUCCAUGCUGCUAUGUUAUGCUUUUCAAUAUUGGAUGGGGUCGGUUGUGUGGGUUCUUCCCACCUGUUCGCCACUUUCUGUCCUUGCCAGGUAAAGAUCUAAUGAGAAGGCUCCAUGCCAUUCCACCACUACUACCAUCACCAAGUGAUCCCGGUAUUCACGCUGCAGCAAUAUGGGUUCUGAAGCAGCUCCCAGAUCAGGGUGGGCAUCUGUGAAUGGAGCCUAUAUAUCAGGGGCCAGCAACCUUUUUCAGCCGUGGGCCGGUCCACCGUCCCUCAGACCAUGUGGUGGGCUGGACUAUAUUUUGGAAAAAACAAACAGACACCAAUUCCUAUGCCCUACAAAUAACCCAGAGAUUCAUUUUAAAUAAAAGCACACAUUCUAGUCAUGUAAAAACACCAGGCAGGCCCCACAAAUAACCCAGAGAUGCAUUUUAAAUAAAAGGACACAUUCUACACAUGUAAAAACACGCUGAUUCCUGGACCGUCCGCGGGCCAGAUUGAGGCGGCGACUGGGCCUUAGGUUGCCUACCCCUGCUAUAUAUUGUAGAAAGGGCACCAGGCUGCGAUCCGAAGUCAUGCAAGCCGGUGCAUGCAAAGACAACAUGGCUUCUCUUUCUUCUCUUUCCCUGAACCCCCAAAUCUGCCUCAGAGGGUUGGCUUGUUCUAUAGGUCUUUGCCAGCCCACCCAUGUGUAGCAGGCUCACCCCCAAGAUGGGAAACCUAUGUGGUUAGGGUUCCCAGUCAGGAGGACAGCCUAUGUACAUACAGCAGGAUCUCCUCUGCAGAUGUUUGCCCAUAAAGUGUGGACAGUCGUGGGAGGGCGAGUUUGGGACUGACAGCUGAGACUGAUGAUGGAGUUGGUCCAACAUCACAAGGAUCACAGGUUCCUCAAGGCUGUGGGAAUGACCUGGAUGGGUGGAUCAGGAUUGCUUGAGUCUUUCAACUUUUUGUUGGUUUUCAUGUAAAUACAAGAACAAUAUAUAACUGCAGUAGCUUGUCCAAUGGUACAUUAAGUUUCAUAUGCCGUACACAAGUAAUAAGUUUAUUUAUGCAUUAUCAAUUCAAGUAUCCUCUCCACAGAGAUUCUUGUGUUGUGGGUGGAAUAAAAGUAUCUUCUGUCUCAUUUAUAAAGGAAAAGAAUGGAAGUCAAGUGUUUAACCUUGAAGUGCCUUUCUGUGGCGAAUAAAGCAUUCCGAUAGAGCCACAUUCCAAAUAAAGAUUUCAGUGGGGAUUUCUAUAGGUUGUUUCCAGAAUUUGGCUAUUGUUAUUUGGGCUGCUGAAAUAGAAAAAAAAAUACUAAAAUCUUUGCAUUUAAGGUUAUUGUUUAAAUUUGAGUCUAAUGAUAACAAGGCAAGAGCCAAAUUGAGUAGAAGGGGUCUUCUGACUUUUUGGAAAGCUUACAAAAUCUUCCUCUUCCAAAAUUCCCAUGAUUGCUGCAUGGCUGCUGUGGUCCGUCUGUUGACUCGAUUGUGCUGACUGAAUCUUGUUGUACAUUUGUUUUUAUUGAUACUUUUAUUGUUUAAGUUUUCUGGAAGCCGCCAUGAGCCUUAGGAAAGUAAAGUAGAAACAACAUAAAUUCAAUAAGAGAUAGUCAUUAAAAUCAUUAACUUUUAAACUCAUUGAAAAGCAUCUAGCAUGACAAGUUUCUACCUGUCUCUCUCUUGCAUUUAUGUCCUGCCUUUCUAUAAAGAUAACCAAGGCAGCUGUUAAGAUGAGCAUCGCUUGCAUUGGAAAGCAAAGAAUAGCCCAGGAAAAGAAUUCAAUUCACAAUAAGAUAAUGCCACCCCACACUUUUUAGGAACAAUCCGAGAGACCUUUGGCAACAACAUCUUUUUAAAAACCCUUUAUCACAAGAUAAGCAUAUCACAAAUGUUUGCUGGCGUCUCGAAAUCAGAUAAGGGGUAUAAAAAGGAGAGACUUCUGCCAUUUUACAUCUGCUUUCCUCCGUUUCAGACUUUCCAUUUGGACUUGGCUGUUUUGAUAAUUUGCCAUGCCACUAGAACAGGGAGAAGUAUUUAUCUUGCAACUCUCUUUAUUAACUCGUUGUGUUUACGUAUUUUAAAUAUUCUCUACAGAUGGGACAUAUGGCAAAUGCUGGCAGGCUGUUCCUCCGUUGCCUCUAAGAUCCAGAUGCUAAUAUCAUUUCAUAACUUGGCUUCCACAGCUCAGAUCUGUACCCAGAAGAUUCUGUUUUGAAUUACCGUCGUAUUUGAUAUUAAUACUAAGCAUACUCACAGCUGUCCUAGAUUGCUGUUUCCACCCCUCCAUGGGAUUCUGCUCUCAGACAGUGGACAUAACACUCUUCUGGGCUUGCCUCUCUAAAGUUCUCCACUUCAGCCAGAACUUGAAUGUCGUGUCUACAUCAGGGCCUAGUGCAAUGUUACAUACAGAUGCUUGCAAUAAAAUCCCAAACAGCCUUAAAAACAGCACGCUGGAGGGGGUGGGCAAUUUAGAUCAGAGGAGCAGUAGUGUCAGAGCCAGCGCCAGGUUUUUUUUGGGGGGGGGGCUUUGCACAGUGUCCUCUGGUGGGCUCCAUCCUAUUUCUCAGGGGGGGUCAGCAGUAACAAGCAGCAAGCACAGCGCUCUAAAUUGGUCCCAGUUGAUGGCAGGCACCCUUUGACUUCUCCCCACAGGUAGACUCUACUCUGUGCAAAAUGAAAAUGGCGACUCAGGGGGGCUGAAUGGGGUGCAGGUCAGUGAAUUGACCUCUCUGUUUUUAAGAAUCCUCCAGGAAGCCAUCAGUUGUGCCCUGAGAGGAUGUGCACGGUGGCAGCGGUGAUGCUUGGCCGCUGGGGAGCCAGGCACAACCCCAGCCUCCCUGCUCCAUUCUGCUGACAACUGCUGAAAUUACUCCAAGAGAAUCUUGAAAUGGCAGUGAGCAGGAACACAAGGGAUGCGGGUGGUGCUGUGGGUUAAACCACAGAGCCGAGGGCUUGCUGAUCAGAAGGUCAGCGGUUCAAAUCCCCGUGACGGAGUGAGCUCCCUUUGCUCAGUCCCUGCUCCAGCCAACCUAGCAGUUCGAAAGCACAUCAAAGUGUUAGUAGAGAAAUAGGUACCGCUCCAGCGGGAAGGUAAACGGCGUUUCUGUGCGCUGCUCUGGUUUGCCAGAAGCGGCUUAGUCAUGCUGGUCACAUGUACGCCGGUUCCCUCGGCCAAUAAAGCGAGAUGAGUGCCACAACCCCAGAGUCGUCCGCGACUGGACCAAAUGGUCAGGGGUCCCUUUACCUUUACCUAGGAUCAAAGGUAUAGACUCAUGGAACUGGAGAGCUGGAAGGGACGACAAGGGUCCUCUAGUCCAACCCCCUGCAAUGCAGGAAUCUUUUUCCCAUUGUGGGGCUCAAACUCACAACCCUGAGAUUAAGAGUCUCGUGUUCUACCGACUGAGCUAUCCCAGCCUCUUUAUCUUCCAGCCCCCUUUUUCCUGCUGGGUGGCCCUUAUUUAGCUGGCCAAAUCUCUCCUCCCCUGUGAUGAUUGAUCCAUGCUGCUACUCUCCUGUGCUUAAUAGGGAUUUCCAUUAAAAUCACAGGAGCUGAAGGGGAGGUGUAAAUCUCUCUCCUCUCUGCAAUCCCGCUUGUGCUGCGGAACAGGUCAGAAUGGUUAAAGUGGAACUGUUGUAGUUUAGUCCUUUAGUCGUGUCCUACUCUUCGUGACCCCAUGGAACUGAGCACGCCAGGCAUUCCUGUCUUCCACUGCCUCCCACAGUUUGGUCAAACUCAUGCUGGUAGCUUUGAGAACACUGUCCAACCAUCUCGUCCUCUGUCGUCCCCUUCUCCUUGUGCCCUCAAUCUUUCCCAACAUCAGGGUCUUUUCCAGGGAGUCUUCUCUUCUUAUGAGGUGACCAAAGUAUUGGAGCCUCAGCUUCAGGAUCUGUCCUUCCAGUGAGCACUCAGGGCUGAUUUCCUUCAGAAUGGAUAGGUUUGAUCUUCUUGCAGUCCAUGCAAGAGUCUCCUCCAGCACCGUAAUUCAAAAGCAUCAAUUCUUCGGCGAUCAGCCUUCUUUAAGGUCCGGCUUUUUAAGAUGCUGUCUAGGUUUGUCAUUGCUUUUCUCCCAAGAAGCAGGCGUCUUUUAAUUUCGUGACUGCUGUCACCAUCUGCAGUGAUCAUGGAGCCCAAGAAAGUAAAGUCUCUCACUGCCUCCAUUUCUUCCCUUUCUAUUUGCCAGGAGGUGAUGGGACUAGGGUGCAGAAAACGGCUCUUUUGGAUGAAAGGUAGGAUAUAAAAUAAGUAAACAAUCAUUAUCUGGAACACACACACCCUUCCUUCUGCUGCCUGGCUUAUCAGUGAGAGGGUAUGUUGUGGACCAUGUAAAAUCAGGCAGUGGGUUAAAAGCAGCCCUGUGCACUUCAGAACAAGAAAUAGACAAUGCUUCUCAGAUAUUAUACAUACUGUCUGUGGAAUGUGCACAUUGCCCCAAGUAUGCUCAAAAUGCAAUCAAGAUAUGCACAUUUCCCAAAGCCUAUUGAAGAUUAUGUAUGCUGUAGAAAAUUCAGGUGCUGUAUGAACAUUCUCCUAGGCCUGUUGCAGAUAAUAUACAUUGAGUGGGAAUUGUGCACAAUUUCCUCUUUGUGGGAGGGUUAAGUGCACAUUCUUCAUGAGACCUGGUGAGUGUGCACAAUGGUUGGUCAUUAUUCACAUUAACUUCCCAUAAACGAAGACACACAAACACACACACACACACACACACACACACACACACUGUAGUAAAACAAUAUUGCAUAUUUGGAUGGAUUAUAUUGCUUUCUCAAUAAUCAUGAAAAUAUGUUUUCCUGAAAUGUCUCCCAUUUUUGUUUUCAUUCAUUCAUGUUAAUAUAAUGCAUUAAUUUUACCAUAAACACAGAGAGAGUCUUUCCGACUGGUGUCGUAAUAGACAAAACCAACUUAGUUGAGCGGAGAGAUCUUUCUCUAGAUACUUUUACAACAUAUUUAUUUUCCUCUUUUCACAGAGUUGGAGCAAGACCAAAAGACAAGAUUGGUUUCCAUUUGGUGUCAGAAUCCUGGCGUUUUAUCUGUCGGAAACAGUAAACACAAUUAUGAGGAUUUCCCUUUAUCCUUUCAAGUGCUGUCCUUCCACUCCAAAUUGCUCCGGGAGUUUGCUGCAGUAAGGAAAUGCCAUAAAUGGCCCUGCAAUGGCAACCAGGAAGAUAACAACCGGCCUUCUACAGCACUCUCGGGUCUUUGUGAGUGA